Capronia coronata CBS 617.96 is the source of this 2553-nucleotide messenger RNA. RefSeq lists its product as uncharacterized. The transcript has a single exon. The record is from RefSeq and is a predicted model, not a curated record. Lineage: Eukaryota; Fungi; Ascomycota; Eurotiomycetes; Chaetothyriales; Herpotrichiellaceae. The coding region runs from base 1 to 2553 and encodes 850 amino acids.
AUGAAAUUUCCCAUCCAUUCUAGCCUUGAGGCCUUCACUCGACCAAUCUCCGCUUUGGCAAGACAUCGCAUCCAUCAGCUGUCCGACAUUCGAGAAGUCUCUGGGUCUUCCAGGGCAGCAACUGUUGGGAAUACAGGCGUUGAAUGGUCCGAUGGCACCAAAGACAGACCGCAGACACCCGCGCUCCCCAGCGAUGCUCUCUCACAUACCACGUCCUCCGAAUAUCUCACUCCUACAGCAUUUCGUUCUGGUUGCAAAGCCAACUCAUCAGUCCUGGGCAGUCGGACCGCAAGCGCGAUCAGUCUGCCUCAGCGCCAUGUCCCCGAACGAAGAUCCUCUGCCAGCAUUUUUUCGCGUGGUCUUAGACCUUCUGGACAAGUUUCGAUGCAAGAAAUGCCGACGUGGGGAAUGCCCGAGUUGGACGAUAAUUGCAAGGUUGUACCGGAUAGGGGUCGAGCUGAAUCGCCUGUUCGACAAGCCAUAGGCCGCUCUGCUCAAUCAUCGGAGAUUCUUCGACCAUCCGCGGCACGUACAUUCAUCCGUACUUCACCACCACACGAACUCUUGGACAAUGGCAGCAGUCGUCAUCCCCGUGUUGAGCUGUCGGUACGUCUCCCGUCACCAUUGUUUGUUGGGGGCGGUACAGUGGAAGGACAAAUAGCUGUCCAGGUCGAUGGCGGAGGGACUCGGAAAUCGAAGCUGAAGCCCAUUCACGUUUCCAAGGCUUCCGUUGAUGUGAUCGGUGUUGAAGAAAUCAGUGAUGGCAGGCGCUGGGUCUUUCUAUCCCUCGCCACAGAAUUGUUCGACAGUGACAAUCUCCCACCUCCUUCUCUGGUGACUUCUCAACGCCCUUUACCCGGCCCGGAGUUGUGGUGGGAGCUGAAAGCGUCUACGUCCGUUCUUCCAUUUUGUGUCAACCUCCCGCUCAAACUUGGUCCUCCACCUUACGCCUCCCGGCAAGCUUCUAUACGGUACCUUUUAUGUCCCUCAGUUGUAAUCAGAGUAGGAGAUAAGCGAAGCGUCGUCAGGCAGACAUGGAACGUCCAGAUGCUUACCGUCCAUGAUCCAGAGAAGGCACUGGCGAGCUUACCAAGUCCCCUGUUAGCUGCGGACACCCUCUACCUGACAAGGGAACCGGAAAUCCAGACCGUGAAGCUGACAGCAGGGCUACAUCGGCAGACGUGGGUCAAUGGAGCCGCAAUCUUUAUCGACAUCCAUGUUCUCAACAACUCGACAAAGUCGAUCAAGAAGAUAGAGGUCCAAUUGGAAAAGACGACCUUAUGGUACACACACGCACCUGCUGGGACCGUCGAAAAGACCGCAAACCACCUUCGCCUGCCCAGACGCACUGACACUGAGAUCGUCAGUGGCUCGGCACUGAAAAGGGGCAGCGCAUGGAAUGGAAUUCUGUCACACUCUUCCGAGGUCAGGACCAUUGAGCUCGAGGCGCCACGCGGCCAUGUCACGAUCAGCACUGGAAGAUAUUUUGAAGUCAGAUAUUUUGUCAAUGUGGUGGUCACCGUUAAGAUGUUCAAGACUGUGGCGGUGCAGCUUCCUGUAACACUUAUCCCAAUCAACUCUCUCGAUAUCUUGCCCAAUUCACUUGCCCAAGUCGCUGCCUCGAUUGAAGCCAAGAGGGAAAAAACCGUCCCCGCCCUAGCUGACGGCCCGGGUCAUGAGGCUUAUCAUCAAGGACAAGCAUUCACUGCUCCACUCCGUCGGUCAAUGGAGCAACAACGAGAAAGAGCGGCCAUGCUUCCAAACGAUGAGCAUACUCUCCAAGAAGAUAUCGAUAGCUCCCCUAGGCGACGAGGACACAUCCACCAUCACUCCAGGGGAGGACCCGACUCUGAAGUCACCGACGAAAACACGGCCCCUGGUCGUCCAAGCAUGGCGUCAUCCUCCCACCACCAUGUUACCCGACACCCAAGCUGUUACCACUGCCACCUUGCCUUUGAGCAGCAGGAUUCGGGUAGGCAGGAAGGUCCGCGGCUGCCUAGACUUCAGGUUUCUACUUCAGGCCUUGGAUUCUCGGAAUCGGAAUUCGAAGUGCCCGCUGACUCCCCACCUCGAAAGGUCAUGCUCAGUGAACGGGAACGCAACAUGAUCAAUCAACAAAGAGAACUGAGGAAUCGGCAGCAACGAAGCAAUCGAAAACAGAAGCGGCCAAGCUCAGAGAUCGCACGGGGUCAUGCGCCACGCCGUUCUCAGGAUCAAGCAAGUUGGAACAAUGUCGUGGCUGACUCGGCGACCGGUCCAAAACAGCCCGACUUUGGCAAUGUCAGUGCACUGGGAGUCCAUCCACAGAGAACCAGCGUAGGCAUGAACCCCUCAGAUUUUCAAGCGAGAGGUGGGGGCGCGGCAAGAAGCAGAUCCAAGACCAAUCCCGAGGGACCGAAACGACUGCAAGGAGCAAACAGGCCGAGACGCAGGUCAAGCACAGAUCGACUUGACCGCGUCCGUGUGACUGUUGACGCAGCGCCAUUCUCCGGGGCGCCUCGCAGGACAAGCAAAGGGGUCGGCUACCGAGGAAGUCUGGAUCAAUUGUUUUGA